Molecule: messenger RNA, 1567 nt
Organism: Baudoinia panamericana UAMH 10762
Lineage: Eukaryota; Fungi; Ascomycota; Dothideomycetes; Mycosphaerellales; Teratosphaeriaceae
Exons: 2
Coding region: 217-1476 (419 amino acids)
Biological process (GO): phosphatidylcholine biosynthetic process; phosphatidylethanolamine biosynthetic process
Cellular component (GO): cytoplasm
Molecular function (GO): choline kinase activity; ethanolamine kinase activity
Source: RefSeq, a predicted model, not a curated record
GAGCCUCUGGGCUCCAAGGUACCCCAUACACCCAUGGCAUUGACGACACACGUCGCACGUCUUUACCAACAAAAGCUUGUUGACUCAGACGCAUUUGUGCGAUCGUUUUCGAUCUUCAAACACAUCUGUUCGCUCGAUUGCGAGCUUAGUAUCGGACAACGUAUGCUAACAUGCCCUACUUGACCCGCAACUCUUACCACAUCGUUCGUAGACAGAAUGACCUCUACCGACCACCCUGCGGGUACCGCAAACGGUGUCCUGAACCUGCGGCACAUACCAUACCACUUCACCAACGAGGAUGCCGAUAAGUCGGCGCUGGAACUUGUGCAUACCCUGGAUGGCGAGUGGAAGACGGCAGAAGGUCCGGUGGUAUUCGUCCGCUUCACCGAGGGCAUCACCAAUACCCUAACAAAAGCUGUCAAGCGCAAGCCAGGAAGAAGACAGUCGGAGAUUGACCGGGAAGCGGUCCUGAUUAGGGCGUAUGGGAAAGGGACAGAUGUCAUCAUUGAUCGCGAACGGGAGCUAAAAGCGCACAAUCUGUUGGCAAGCAUGGGCUUGGCGCCGCCGCUGCUUGCUCGCUUUGACAAUGGCUUGAUGUACCGUUUUAUACCGGGAGAUGUCUGCACGCCGGAGGACCUACGCAAACCGGAGGUCUACCGAGCCGUCGCGAGGCGGCUGGGUCAAUGGCACGGUAGUCUGCCCAUUUCAGCUAUCACCUCGACCCCCAAUCUCAAUGUGAUGCCAGCGAGCAAGCAUUGCGGCGUGAAGGAUGGCAAGCAGUCUCGACCGUACCCCAACGUGUGGACAGUCAUGCAGCAGUGGAUCGAAGCCCUGCCCAGCAGUACGGAAGCCGAGCGAUCUCGAAACGAGACACUAAACCAAGAGCUAGCCUGGCUUUCAACGACACUGGGAGACACCCCUGGCCUCGUGGAAGGCCGGGACUACGUCUUCAGCCAUUGCGACCUACUCUCCGGCAACGUUAUAAUACAGUAUCCAAUGGGCGCCGACGGCGAGGGCGACGAGCGUCCCGUAAGUUUCAUCGACUACGAGUAUGCCACGCCCGCACCAGCAGCGUUCGACAUUGCCAACCAUUUCGCCGAAUGGGCCGGCUUCGACUGCGAUUACAAUGGCAUUCCGACGAAAUCGCAGCGCAUUGACUUCUACAAACACUACGUUGGGUCCUUCCGCUCCCACACGAUAUCCGACAACGACAAUGUCGCGAUGGAGGUAGACUUUCACAACGAUGUCGUGCAGCUCAACAAGCAGGUUGAUUUGUUCCGGGGCGUGCCGGGUUUCUACUGGGGCAUUUGGUCGUUGAUACAGGCGAUGAUCAGUCAGAUUGACUUUGACUAUUCGUCUUAUGCUGAGCUGCGGCUGGCGGAGUACUGGGCAUGGAAGGCAGAGCUGGACGGGUCACGCGAAAGGGAGGGCAAGGAGAUGAGUCUCAGGGAACGGCGAUGGGCGUCGGAGUCUUAGGCAAAAGUCGCCGUGUCAUAAUUUCACAUCAAUGGGCCACCAGGCGUGUCUGACAGCGAGCUCGUCGCCAUGUGCUAAAGCCAAGCAGAUC